AUGCAGCGCCACCCUGGCCGAGGCCGCGGAGCGGCGUCGGGGGAGCGCAGGGUGUCGCAGCGCACAGCCCGCGGAGCUGACCAGCGCUUCCCGGCCCAUAAAGCCCGCCGGCCGCGCGCUCCCUGCCCGGCCCGCGGGCCGCGAUAUAAGGCGCCGCGCGGGCUCGGGGUCCAGCGCCCGUCCGGUCCCGCCGCCGCGCCUUGUCCUGCCGCUCAGCCCGCCUCGGCGCCCCCUGCGCGCCCCGGCCUGGCAGCGGCUGCAUCAGGGCCGCCCCCUACCGCGGCAUCUCCUGCUACCGCGGCCCCGCUGCGUCUGCGGGGGCUUCCGGGCCGGCUCCUGCGGCCGCAGCUUCGGAUACCGCUCCGGCGAAGUGCGCGCACCCAGCUCUCCCUGCAUCACCACCGUGUCAGUCAACGAGAGCCUCCUGGCGCCCCUCAACCUGGAGAUCGACCCCAACGCGCAGAGCGUGAAGCACGAGGAGAAGGAGUAGGUCAAGUGCCUCAACAACGGGUUCGCUGCCUUCAUCGACAAGCAGGUGCGCUUCCUGGAGCAGCAGAACAAGCUGCUGGAGGCCAAGUGGAGGUUCUACCAGAAGCCGCUGUGGCCGGAUGCCAAGUGCGUGGAGGCCGACAGCGGGAGGCUGACCUUGGAGCUCAACCACGUGCAGGAGGUGCUGGGGAACUACAAGAAGAGGACGUGGACUGCGCCUACCUGCACAAAUCAGACCUGGAGACCAACGCGGAGGCCCCGGUCCAGGAGAUCGACUUCCUGCGGCGACUGUAUGAGGAGGAGCUCCAGAUCCUCCACGCCCACAUCUCAGACACCUCGGGCAUCGUCAAGAUGGACAACAGCCGGGAACUGAACAUGGACAACAUCCUGGCCAAGAUCAAGGCCCAGUACGAUGACAUCGCCAGCGGCAGCCAGGCCGAGGCCGAGUCCUUGUACCGCAGCAAGUGCGAGGAGAUAAAGGCCACGGUGGUCUGGCACGGGGAGACCCUGCGCCGCACCAAGGAGGAGAUCAACGAGCUGAACCGCGUGAUCCAGAGGCUGACCGCCGAGGUCGAGAAUGCCGAGUGCCAGGAACUCGAAGCUGGAGGGGGCCAUAAGCCAGGCUGAGCAGCAGAGCGAGGCGGCCCUCACUGACGCCGGCUGCAGGCUGGCUGGGCUGGAGGAGGCCCUGCAGAAGGCCAAGCAGGACAUGGCCUGCCUGCUCAGGGAGUACCAGGAGGUGAUGAACGCCAAGCUGGGC
Messenger RNA from Equus caballus (horse), 1249 nucleotides. The record is from RefSeq and is a predicted model, not a curated record. NCBI's taxonomy places the organism in Eukaryota, Metazoa, Chordata, Mammalia, Perissodactyla, Equidae.